Messenger RNA from Camelina sativa (false flax), 2004 nucleotides. Its product is annotated as peroxiredoxin-2A-like. Gene Ontology annotation, molecular function: thioredoxin peroxidase activity; protein binding. The record is from RefSeq and is a predicted model, not a curated record. Lineage: Eukaryota; Viridiplantae; Streptophyta; Magnoliopsida; Brassicales; Brassicaceae. Gene Ontology annotation, cellular component: cytoplasm. Gene Ontology annotation, biological process: hydrogen peroxide catabolic process; cellular response to oxidative stress; cell redox homeostasis.
AUGAUAAAUUUUGUGGAGCCCUAGUUUCAUUUUGUUCAAACUCCAAAACUCUUCAGCCGCAGAGAUCUCUUCUCAUGGCUCCAAUCGGUGUGGGCGAUGUUGUACCAGACGGAACUAUCUCUUUCUACGAUGAAAAUGAUCAGCUUCAGACAGUCUCCGUUCACUCUCUCGCCGCCGGUAAAAAAGUCAUUCUCUUCAAUGUCCCUGGUGGUUUCUCUCCCACAUGCAGCAUGAAGCUUGAGUCUGGAUUCAUUGAGAAAACAGAGGAGCUUAAGUCAAGGGGUAUUGAUGAGAUCAUUUGCUUUAGUGUGAAUGACCCAUUUGUGAUGAAGGCAUGGGGAAAGACAUACCCUGAGAACAAGCAUGUGAAGUUUGUAAGUGACGGGUCAGGGGAAUACACACACCACCUUUUGGGACUUGAGCUUGACCUCAAAGAUAAGGGUAUUGCUGUUAGGUCAAGGAGAUUCACUCUGUUACUCGAUAACCUCAAGGUGACUGUAGCCAUUGUUGAUUCUGGUCAUGAAGGUCCCUUUUCUCAACUUGAAUCAAUUACGAUGAUGAUGCCGUCCAUGUCAAAUCUUCCAAGGGAUUUGGUAGAGGAGAUUAUCUACAGGGUUCCUUGGAAAUUUAUGAGAUCAGUGAGAUUAACUUGCAAAAAGUGGAACGGUUUGUUCAAAAGCCGGAGCUUUAUGGAGAUGCGCAUUGCCAAAGAAGAAGCAGCAGCAAAGGAAUUAGGGGAGAAUCGAAUGAUUGUGAUAUUGGAUUGCAAUGUUCGUUUAAUGGGCAUUGCCGUGAACGACAAUUUAUCCAUAAAGUCUCGAGGUAAACUUACUUGCCUAGAGGAUUCAGAACAAGUCAAGAUAUCUGAAGUCUUUCAUUGCGAGGGUUUAUUGUUAUGCAUCUUGAAAGACGAUGACACUAAGAUUGUUGUUUGGAAUCCGAGUUUGGGGCAUACAAGGUGGAUCCAAACCAGAAAAUAUAACAGCGCAAGUGCAUGGAAAGGACGAGACUAUUACAAGUAUGCUCUGGGAUACAAAAAUAAUAGCGAAAACAGAUCUUGUCGUAGCUUCAAGAUCUUGAGGUUUACAGAUGAAACAACAGUAAUAGAGGAAACAGAUAGCAGACUUCUCCCCGUCAACCCUGCUUUACGGUUUGAAAUCUACGAUUUUGAUUCUGAUUCAUGGAUUACUCUUGAUAUCUCUCCACACUGGCUUAUAGGGUAUGACCGUGGUGUCUCUCUCAAGGGAAACACUUACUGGAGUGUAGAACGAAAGGUAAGCCCACUCAAUGAUCAUAUAAUCUGUUUUGAUUUUACAAGAGAGAGAUUUGGACCGCUUCUUCCUUUGCCGUUUAGAGCUUGGGGUGAACAGUUUGCAUCACUAUCUUGUGUUAGAGAAGAGAAGAUCGCGGCUUUAUUUCAGUCAAGCAAAACAGGUCAGCUUGAGGUAUGGAUUACGACUAAGAUUGAGACCAACAAUGUGUCAUGGAUCAAUUUCUUCUCAAUUGAUAGACAAGACAUUGAGCGGGGGCUUUCACAUAAGAGUUUCUUCAUUGACGAGGAGAAGAAAGUUGCUGUGGUUUUUAAUAAACAAGGAAUUGAAAACACUGUUGAAGUCAUUGGAGAGGUUGGAUGCUUAAAGACAUGGCGUCUUCGUCUUCCAGAACCCGGAGAUAACAAGUGUUGGCCAAUUGUGUGCUCUUAUGUUCCAAGUACAGUGCAAAUCAAGCAACAUAAAGGAGUCAAAAGGAAAGAACAAAGCGAUUAGGAAAAGGCAUCGAAUUUGAGCAAAGCGUGUUGAGACAAGAGGAGGUGGAGAGAAACAGAGAGUUGAUUGUCCUCAACUUGGGAAGUACCCUUAUGAAUUCAAUCUGCUCGUCUUCCCAUUGCGCAAUACUAGCAACGUCCUGCAUGUUUUCAAGCUGUGUUCAUGACUAUUAAAAUGUUUUUAUAUGCUUUAAAACUCAGAACAACCAAAAAAAGAAGUACAAGAAUUAUUUUUUAGA